Eublepharis macularius is the source of this 3287-nucleotide messenger RNA. RefSeq names its product FMR1 autosomal homolog 2 (gene FXR2). The record is from RefSeq and is a predicted model, not a curated record. Gene Ontology annotation, biological process: regulation of dendritic spine development; regulation of translation at postsynapse, modulating synaptic transmission; negative regulation of translation. NCBI's taxonomy places the organism in Eukaryota, Metazoa, Chordata, Lepidosauria, Squamata, Eublepharidae. Gene Ontology annotation, molecular function: translation regulator activity; mRNA 3'-UTR binding; protein homodimerization activity. Bases 300 to 2294 code for a protein of 664 amino acids. The transcript is spliced from 17 exons. Gene Ontology annotation, cellular component: dendritic filopodium; axon; postsynaptic density.
GGCGGGGGGGCGCGCGCUGUGUGAGGGGAGGUCUCCUGGCGCCGGGCGCGGGUGGGGGAAGCCAGGAGGAGCGCGCAAGGCGAGCGGAGUGGGCCGGGCCGCGCCAGGCCGCGGCUGGGCUGGUCACGGUGGCGGAGCCGGAGGAGGCCGGGCCCCGCCCCGCCCCCAUCCCCCCACCGGCGGCGGCGGAGGAGACACAAGCGCGGAGCGGUGGCGGCUCUUCCCCGCCCGCGGUGGCGGCGGCCGCCUCGUCCCCCUCCUCCCCCUCUGCCGCCGCCCCCUCGGCUACGGCGGGGCCCAUGGAGGGGCUCCCCGUGGAAGUGCGGGGCUCCAACGGGGCCUUCUACAAGGGUUUUGUUAAAGAUGUUCAUGAAGAUUCGGUCACGAUAUCCUUCGAGAACAACUGGCAGCCCGAAAGGCAAAUCCCGUUUGGUGAUGUGCGGCUGCCCCCACCCGUGGAGUACAGCAAAGAAAUUUCAGAAGGAGAUGAGGUGGAGGUAUAUUCCCGAGCCAAUGAGCACGAGCCAUGUGGCUGGUGGCUAGCCAGAGUCCGCAUGAUGAAAGGAGACUUCUAUGUCAUAGAAUAUGCUGCUUGCGACGCCAUCUACAAUGAAAUUGUCACGCUGGAGCGACUGCGGCCUGUCAACCCCAGCAAAGUGGCCACUAAGGGCAGCUUCUUCAGAUUUACCAUUGCGGUGCCAGAGGACCUCAAGGAAGCCUGCUCAAAUGAAAAUGUACAUAAAGAAUUCAAGAAGGCUGUGGGCGCAAACUGCAUCUUCCUCAGCUCUGCCAGCAGCGAACUGGUUAUCCUUUCCACAAAUGAAUCCACUGUCAAGAGGGCCUCCCUGCUGGGAGACAUGCAUCUUCGCAGCAUCCGAACCAAGCUGAUGCUGAUGUCACGGAAUGAGGAAGCCAACAAACACUUGGAGACAAGCAAGCAGCUGGCCUCGGCAUUCCAGGAGGAGUUCACGGUGCGCGAGGAUCUGAUGGGGCUAGCCAUCGGCACCCAUGGGGCCAACAUCCAGCAGGCCCGCAAAGUGCUGGGUGUUACUGCCAUUGAGCUGGAUGAGGAGACCUGCACCUUCCGCAUCUAUGGGGAGACCCCUGAAGCCUGCAAGCAGGCCAGAAGCUAUCUGGAAUUCUCUGAAGACUCUGUUCAAGUCCCCCGGAACCUCGUGGGGAAGGUGAUAGGCAAGAAUGGGAAAGUCAUCCAGGAGAUCGUGGACAAGUCAGGCGUUGUCCGGGUCCGGGUAGAAGGUGACAAUGACAAGAAGAACCCCAGGGAGGAGGGGAUGGUUCCUUUCAUCUUCGUGGGGACACGGGAGAACAUCAGCAACGCACAGGCACUGCUGGAGUACCACCUCUCCUACCUUCAGGAGGUGGAACAGUUGCGCCUCGAGCGCCUACAAAUUGACGAGCAGCUGCGACAGAUCGGCCUCGGCUUUCGCCCACUCUCCAACCGGUCCGACAAGGAUAGGGGCGGCUACACGACUGAUGAGAGCACCUCCUCCUCGCUGCAUGGCACACGGACCUAUGGGGGCAGCUAUGGUGGGCGAGGCCGAGGGCGCAGGGGACCCAAUUCUGGCUACGCUACCAACUCGGAUGUGUCCAAUGCCUCAGAGACAGAAUCAGAAAAGAGAGAAGACUAUGAGUGCCCGCAGCCCAGUGACCGCGACCCUCGCCAGGAGGACAGCCGCAGACGGGCAGGCGUGGGGCGGGGGCGGGGUCCUGCUGCAGUGCCCCGUGGGAACAGCAGCAAGUACACCAACUCCUCCAUCAGUUCAGUAUUGAAAGAUCCUGACAGCAACCCAUACAGCCUGCUGGACAACACCGAAACAGACCAGACAGCUGAUACUGAUGCCAGUGAGUCACAACCAGUCAGCAACCGUCGGCGCCGGUCUCGCCGGCGCCGUACAGAUGAAGAUGCCACAAUGAUGGAUGGAGCCCUUGAAUCGGACAGUAUGUCUGUCAGUGAAAACGGCGUGGAGGAAGAUUCUAAGCCUCAAAGACGCAAUCGAAGCAGGCGCCGGCGUAACCGUGGCAACCGUGUGGAUGGUUCUAUCAGCCGGGACCGCCAACCUGUUACGGUCGCAGAUUACAUUUCCCGAGCAGAGUCUCAGAGCCGCCAGCAGCCCCCACGCAAAGAAAGUCGGGAGAAAUCAGCAGAGGAUGCCACAUCCAAGCAGAAGGCUGAGGCCAGCAGCAAGGUUGUGAAUGGCCCUUCGGAGAAUGGGGAGCACGUGGCUGCCCCUAGCAGUGAGGAGGGAGCUGCCAUGGUGAAUGGGGUGUCCUAAGGGUCCCCUUAAGUUGUGGCAGCCAAGCUCGCCUCAGCGGAACAAACCGAUCCCUACUUUUCACCUGCUUGCAACAUCUUAAGACAAAUGAAAUAAACACCACACCGAUCUCUUGUUUAAGAACAAAACCAUUAUUUUAAAAAAACCAAACCAACCCAAUCCCAAGGUAAUUAUCUUGUGCUCGUUAAAAGCUUGCCAAAGAUGGAAAACGUUUUUCCACGGCUCUUAACACAUCCUGGUUAAGCUUCAGCAAUGGCAGCCAGAGAGGGCAGUGAAAACCCCUCUCUUUCUUUCUUUCUUCUGCCCUCUGUCAGGGUGGGUUUCUGAUGCUACCUGAGCUCAUUUACCCCCCUCUGGGAGGUGUGGAGGGGGGAGGAAAACUCUGACUGACAGGCAUCUGUUUUUGGUGACUUUACCUUUUUUUGCUUUGAAACAAAUGAGAGGAAAAAUAACCGGCUAUUCAAACUGGAGAAAGGAGAGGGGGAGAGAAACCUGUGCCUUCUGAUAAUGCAGACACGCGCAACCUAGUGCAGAAUGCUGUUGUGGUUUUUUGUUCCUUUACUCUUCGACUAGUUUUAAAUCGAAGGCAAGGAGUCCGUCAUGUCCAAACGGGAGGCAGGAGAGCUAGCCCACCCAGUGCAGAGGGUUCUGUGGCUGUUCGGCUGACACCCCCCCCCCCCCAGCAUCAAGCCUUUGCUGGUGCGACUGGGUUUGUGGAGGGAUGGGGGAGGUGGUGCCACAAGAGGGUUAAGGGGAGGGUGUGGAACUUGGUUUCUAGGCCACACAGACGUGCAUCUUUUUUCCUUUCUUGAAACACUGUGGAAGACGGGACAGGCGUAGGACAAGCUAGCAAGGCAGCGUUGCUCCUGAGGUGGCUGCCGAAAGUUUGUGUGUUUGUGCGUGGGGAAAGGGGGGAUUUGAUCUGUGACGGUCGAGACUAUUUAUUUUUCACUGUACAGUAUUUAAAGAGAAUAAAAACCCAAACUCUUGAAC